Prorocentrum cordatum is the source of this 197-nucleotide messenger RNA. The record is from the annotation of a GenBank genome assembly. Lineage: Eukaryota; Dinophyceae; Prorocentrales; Prorocentraceae.
GGCCCCCGCGGGGAGUGGGCCUCGAGCCCCGGCCCGGGCAGCUACACCGUGGGCGCGAGGCCGCCGACGGGGGUGCCGAGAAUUCGGCCGCGGACCGAGCUGACGGAGAGGCUGGCGGAUGUCGGGCCUGGGCCGGGCCAGUACAGCAGCCCCCGCCAGCUCGCCGGGCCCGAGUUCACGAUCGGGGCGCCUCAGCG